Molecule: messenger RNA, 1528 nt
Organism: Corylus avellana
Lineage: Eukaryota; Viridiplantae; Streptophyta; Magnoliopsida; Fagales; Betulaceae
Product: ras-related protein RABC2a
Molecular function (GO): GTPase activity; GTP binding
Source: RefSeq, a predicted model, not a curated record
CUGGAGGAGUGUAGGAGAAGUUCCAUGUAAAAGAAGCGGUGGGCGGAACUUAUUCACUAGGGGACAAAGUAUUAAAUGCCAAAAAGUCCGGCAAACAAGUGCCUGCAAGAGCGCGUGGAGCUGUAGAAUGAUCCGAGAAUCCGGUCCUAGGAAAGAAGACGUUUGUCCUAAAACCCUUGUAUGAAUUGCCAUUUCGUUUGUUUAACUGCAAAGUCUCACACGUACACUACCGGCCAACCACAUCACCAGUAUCUCAUCCACCCCACGAAAUUUCGCAUUUUUACCUCUUACCUCUCUGUCUCUGUCUGUGUCUGUGUCUCCCAAAAUUGUGUCUUUCAAAGUGCUUUGUUUAUGAUGAAUAUGGAGAAAAGAACUGGCAUGGCAUGGAAGAAUUUGUAGAGAACUGAGGAAGAAAGAAGGAGAAAAAAAGUUUUGAGUGGUAUAAAGAGUGAUGGGGUCUUGUUCAAAAGGAGGGAAUAACAGUUAUGAUUACUCAUUCAAGAUACUGUUGAUUGGUGAUUCCGGUGUUGGCAAGAGCAGCCUUCUUCUCAGUUUCAUAUCUGACUUUGUUCAUGAUCUGUCUCCCACCAUUGGUGUGGAUUUUAAGAUCAAGCUGCUCACAAUUGGUGGCAAAAGAUUGAAGCUAACAAUUUGGGACACAGCUGGACAGGAAAGGUUUGGAACAUUAACAAGUUCUUACUACAGAGGUGCUCAUGGAAUCAUCCUUGUGUAUGACGUGACACGGCGUGAAACCUUUACAAACUUGUCGGAUAUAUGGGCAAAGGAAGUACAGCUCUACUCCACUAAUCAUGAGUGUAUCAAAAUUCUUCUGGGGAAUAAAGUUGAUAGGGAGAACGAGAGAGCUGUAACGAGAGAAGAGGGAUUGGCUCUUGCACAAGAACAUAAAUAUUUGUUUCUUGAAUGUAGUGCCAAAACUAAAGAGAAUGUUCAUCAUUGCUUUAAAGAUCUCACGUUAAAGAUACUUGAGGUUCCAAGUUUAUUGGAAAACGGAUCCGCAGUAGUGAAAAAGCAAAUUUUAAAACAGAAGCAGGUACAACAAACGCCUCGUAAUGGUGGUUGCUGCUCUUGAUCCGCCACAUGAUGCAAAAAUAGAGGUACAAUACCCAAACUAGAAUUUUCUGCAACAAAAUAGAAGAACUCAAGAAGGGAUUGAAAUGGCAAACGACCACAUCAUUCUAGACCCUUUUGCAAUCAGAUGGCUCAGAAGUUUGAUGCUCAUCAGCAAGCUCUUUCUAAGCCAUUUUCUCACUUCUGUGGUAGUUAUGGGAAUUUUGGGGAUUCUUGUAACAUCUUGUAGUUCAUGUAAAUAUAUAUUUAUUUCAGUUUACUUGAUGCUGUUUGGUUUAAUCAUAAACUUGUGAAGAAAAAAAUGUAUCACGAAGGGAAUAAUGGUUGUAUCCAAAACGGUUUAUGGUAUAUAUGUUCAGAUACGAGAUGAUGGACACUACUCAAUACAGAAAAGGGUUUGUUUUAUUUUGAAAGUAAAGCAGAAGUGCAGAAACUUGUG